Molecule: messenger RNA, 768 nt
Organism: Lagenorhynchus albirostris (white-beaked dolphin)
Lineage: Eukaryota; Metazoa; Chordata; Mammalia; Artiodactyla; Delphinidae
Exons: 8
Coding region: 1-768 (255 amino acids)
Molecular function (GO): protein binding
Source: RefSeq, a predicted model, not a curated record
AUGCACCAGCAAGACAUGUCUGAAAGCUCUUCAGGUCAAAACACAAGCAGUCAGGAGAUUCACCCAUCUACUUCAUCCUACACCUCCGAUCUGAGUGAGUCACACACUGGCUCGGCUCUCUUGAGGAACAGAACUUUUUAUUCACGUUCGGACUCUGGAAUAUCAUCCCUGCUUCCAUCAGAUUCUUUUAAGUACCUUACUUGGCACAAGGUAGAACAAAAUGACAUCCAAGGAAGUCAACUGCGUCGCCCAAGAGUAAGAGAAGGACCCUCUGCGGAAGAGUUGUUCUUCAGACAGGAGUGUACCUUGCCUCCACGGAAAAGAGUCCUUGAAAAAAACAAAUGGGAAACAUGGCUGCAAGAAAACUGGGAGGACUGCAAGAAUUUGAACCUUUCAUUUCAGGAUUUGGGGGACCCUUAUCAAGUUGCAAAUUUUAACAGGAUUCUUAGAAGACUAAUUCGAGUUGAAACCCUCUGGUUAGUGGAUAAUUCACUGGUGGAUUUAAGUGCCGCAAGAUUGCCAAGCUGCAGAGUUUUAAAUAUGAACAAAAACCAUCUCACAUCUUUCAAACAAUUGCCAAAGAUACCUCAGAUACAGCAUUUAUCCUUGGCUGAAAACCAUAUUGAGACUCUGGCUGGGCUCUCCAGUUUGCGGUGCACGCCAUUGGAAUCCCUUACGCUCAGGAGGAACCCUUGUGAGUUUCACCAAAACUACCGGAAACGAUCCUCCAAUAAGAAGACAGCACAGUUCAAAAGAGAAAGGACUUAA